AAGCAUAAAAAUAGCAUUUUUGAGCUAAUUCUACGGUGGAAAAAUUCUGUCCCCAAAAACUAACCGCAGCAAAUUGACUCUUUCCCAAUUGAGGGAUAUCAAGAAUAUUUGAGAGAAAAUAGUGGGAGAGAGAAGUCGAGAGAAAUGGGUUGUUAUUAUUUUUCCCGUUUGAAUGAAGAUUUUGUGGCUGAUUAGCAGCAAAAAUCCAUCUUUCUUCCAAAUGGGUUCUUCUUCUUCUCCACUCAUUUGCAUUAAAUGGGUCUGAAUUUUCGUAGGACAAUAUGGCUUCUUCUCAGGUAGAAUUUGCCUCCUCCUCGCCUUUUGGCUGUGCCCUCAGGAGGGAUCAUAGCCACCGGACUCGAUGCACCGCCGUGCCCUUCAAGAACAAUCUCAAUGACCUGGUUAGUACCUGUAUUUCUGAUGAUAAUUCGAACCCUCGUCAUCAUAUUGAUUAUACUGAUUUAUGGGUUCAUCAACCCCAAUGGCAAACCGCCCCCUCCAGCGUUUCUGCUUCUCCUGAUAAUAAUGUUAUUAUCAGAAAGAAUAAUGAUGAAAUUAAUAAGAAAAAUGAAAAUGAUCACGGGAAGAUUAAGGCCAAUGAUGAAGAUAAAUGGGCGAGAGCUAGAGAAAUGGUCUUUGCUGGUGAUAGAAAGAGCCGUGGUCGUGUCUCUUCGGGUGCUUGUUCCGUAUUUAAAAGGGAGAAUUCCCCAACGCAAUCUGAACCUCCGGUCGAGAUUCCUAAUUUACGCGGUGUCUCUUCCCUGGUUCAGAAAUGGAGGGAUUUCGAGGCCGAGGCCAAGUGCUUGCAGAGUAAUUCGCCUCUCUGUAGCACUAGGAGCAAUUCGAGCACCACUUUGGCAGAGAAUGUUUCGUGCAUUGAUGUCCCUUCGCGACAUUCUGAUGUUUGUGAUGAAAGACCUGUCACUAAUGAGGAAACAUUUGAGGAUUGGGAAUCGGAUAGAAUGGCGUCCAGUGGACCGCCUUCUUCGAUGGGAAGAGAUUCUGAUGCCACAGAAAGGGAGAGGCUCAGGGUCGUGGAUAUCAUUAGAAAGCUGACAUCUAGUACUGAAGAUAAUAAUGAACGGGAGCAUAUUGCCAGUUGCGAAUCGUCGCCUCUUGUUAGAACGUCAUUGGAUCAAUCAGAACAGAGUUGUUUUUCCUCUGUUUUGAGUUCACCACGCAUUAGAGGGCGUGGUGCAUUUAACAAUUUGCUUGCGCAAAUGGAAAGCGAGAGACACAAGGAGCUUGAAGGACUUGUAGCACGUAAAGCAGUUUCCAAGUUCUCACAGCGAGGCCGCAUUCAGGCUCUGCUCCGGGUUAGAUUUCUUCGCCGUGGACUUGAAGCCAAAGAGGGUCGACAAGUAAACAACACAUCAUUUGAAUUCAAAAAAUUUACACAAUCUGCCAUUACACAUAUCAGGGAACGGUUCAAAUCAGGUGUUCAAAAUCGUGCAAUUGACUCAAAGAACUCUCAGAGAGAGGUCGUAAAUAAUGCUGCAUCAGUAGAAAAUAUGUUGAAUCAACCAGGUACACAGAAUCAGCAUCAAGAAACCAAUAAAUCCUUAAUUCCCGAUAAAGUAUUAGAAGAUCACAUCCUAGAUGUGGAAACCUCUUCAACAAGUCAAGAAACAAGUGGUUCCAUAAUUUCCCGUAAAGUAAUAGCGGAUCACAUACUAGAAGAAGAAACCUCUUCAACAACCAAACGGCAUGAAGUUGAACUCAUUUCUCAUUGUGUCAACGAAAAUAUUCAACAAAGCAGUCUCCAAGCACAUGGGUCCGAUUCUGAACACCUCCAUCAGGAAGCAAGCCCGUUAUCAGAUAUUAUGUGGCCAGGGACAGGCUGCAAAGCCAACAAUCGUGACUUGGCUGCUUCUACAGAGGCAGAAGAACCCCUUAUCGAUGUUAACAAAAAUAAACAUGCAGAAGAAGAGACUUCAAAUCAACAGCUUACCAGAACCAAUCAUGACUUGAUUGAUGAUUGUGCUCAUCCAGAGGAUGAAUGGGAAGAACUACAUUCUGAUUAUCAGCAUCAAGAAGAAAAUAAUACAGACUGGAUAAGUGAUAUAUCACGCCCACGUAGUGAUUGGGAAGAUCUCAGGCAAGCAAGAUACUGUGAGAUGCUUGAUCCUUUCUUGGAGAAUAAAGACAUACCCGUGCUUCUUGAAAGAAGAAGUGUGUCGACUUUUCUUUCCAGUGGUCUGAGAGACCGCAUUGACCAAUUGAUGAUGUCUCGAACUCAGCAGCCACAACUGAAUGUGAAGAACAAUCUGAUGGAGGAAAGAAGACAAGAACAAGUGAUAGAGGAGGAAGAUAAAGGUGAGGAUGGUGUGGCUGCAUUGGAAGAAGAAGAAGAAGAAGAAGAGGAUGAGGAAGAUGAAGAAAGGUCUUAUAGUGAUUAUUACAAUGAAUAUGAAGAUGAGAGCGAUAUUGGGCAACAAUAUAAUGAUUGCAUAGAUCAAUCUGAAUCCUCAGAACCACAUUCAUGGCUCCACAAUCAAGGUCAUGAAAUUAGCGAUGACUCUUAUCGGGCUGCAUCUCCAUCUGAGCAACCAUCUUUAUCGUCAAAUACGUACUCCCUGGAUAAUCGUCAUCUCUCUUCCUUUACUAACCACCAUACAAUUGAAAUGGAUCUCAUAAAUGACUUGAGAGAACAAAUGGAGCAACUCCACCAAGAGAUGUCUGAACUCCGAAGAUCAAUAAAGAGCUGUGUCAAUAUGCAGGUUAAAUUACAACAUUCCAUCAAGCAAGAUGCUGCCGCUCUAAGUCAUUCAGAUCGAAAGAAAAGAAAAGAUUCAACAAACAAAGGCCCAAGCAAAGGAAGAUGCAGUAUUUGCUGCGAAAUGCAAGUUGAUUCUGUUUUGUACAGAUGUGGGCAUAUGUGCACCUGUUUCAAGUGUGCUCAUGAGUUGCAGUGGAAUAGCGGAAAAUGUCCAUUGUGUGGAGCUCAAAUACUGGAUGUUGUGUGCAUACGUGCUCGAUGAACCCAAUGUUGCCCUACUGAACUGACCUUAAAUAUAAAAUUUGACCAAAGAUAACUUGAGGAACAAUAAUGUCCUAAUUGAGUUUAAUUUUUCUUCAUUAGAUUUCUCGCCAUUUUAGUUUUACGUUAUUUUUGUUGCUGGAAUUUAUCAUAUCAAAUUUCCAGUUUGUUUAGCAGAUUGAUUUGAUUCUCCAUCAGUCUAAUUGAUUAUUUAGUGCUGACACAAGAAUCAUGGGUGAAUCCAUUGCUCUUCUAACAAAUGGACCCAUCUUUGUAAAUCUGAUUAAGAUGCUAAGGUCAUAAGACAUUUCAAAGAUCAA
This is a messenger RNA of Olea europaea var. sylvestris, 3300 nucleotides long. RefSeq lists its product as uncharacterized. The transcript has 7 exons. The record is from RefSeq and is a predicted model, not a curated record. The coding region runs from base 282 to 2981 and encodes 899 amino acids. NCBI's taxonomy places the organism in Eukaryota, Viridiplantae, Streptophyta, Magnoliopsida, Lamiales, Oleaceae.